Messenger RNA from Mangifera indica (mango), 1983 nucleotides. RefSeq lists its product as uncharacterized. The transcript has 6 exons. The record is from RefSeq and is a predicted model, not a curated record. The coding region runs from base 107 to 1588 and encodes 493 amino acids. Lineage: Eukaryota; Viridiplantae; Streptophyta; Magnoliopsida; Sapindales; Anacardiaceae.
UUUUCUUCUUCUUUCUUCGCUGAAAUUUAAACCUCCAAAUCCAAUUCUCUCCUCACACUCUCUCUUGAAUUCUCCAUUUUCGCUUCCUCGGCCGCUCUUCAUUCCAAUGGGAAAGCCAAACAGAUCGAAAGAAUCACAUAACAAUUACGCUAAGGGAAAUGUCACUCCAAUUCAAGUCGCUUUCAUCGUUGACCGCUAUCUAUCUGACAACUUCUCCGAAACCCGCUCUGUCUUCAGAAAUGAAGCCUCGGCUCUCAUCUCGAAAUCCCCACUUCGAGAGGCCCCGAAGAGCUUGUUGAGUUUAAUGGCGAUGUUGAACGAGUAUAUAAGUUUAAAGGAGGAGAAAGUGAUGUUGGAUCAAGAGAAGGCUCGUUUGGAGCAAGAAAAAAUGAGAGUACAGACGUUGCUACAAGGUAUGCAAGGUGUCAUGAACACUUACAAUGCAAGUUCGUCAACGCCAACGAUUCAGCCAACAAAAUCGAUGGCCGUCGUUCAUCAGCCUAUUCCAUCUAGUAAAUCCCCUUCAGGUUGUCUUGUGCAAUAUACACCAAUUGUUGUGCCUGUGUCCGUCCUUCCCAACACUAAUAUUUCUCCAGCAAUUACAAGUUUCCCAUUAACACGAAAGAGGGCAGGCUCAAAAGUUGUAUCAGAGCCCCCUCAGCCUGUAAAGAAGUCUCGAAAUAAGUUGCCCAAUAGGAUAUUGCCAGACAAAGAUGUAAGAACAGCCACAAAAUCACAGAAUGAAGUCACUAGUCAGGAUUUUGUGGUUGAAUCAUCACCACACAACCGUGCACCCAAUAGAUCCAGUGUUGCUAAGAGCUUGUUUAACCAGCCUUCACUGCCUACUCAGACUAAUUCAUCUGGUCCCGAGACCCCACCGCAACCAGUUUCCUUUCAAGAUGAUAAAUCUCCGCUGGGAAAUUCAUUCACUUUCAAUGGAAGUACUAACAAUUCUCCUCAAGGGAUCACUCCUACUAACUGCACUUUGAUAUCAAAAGAGAGAGUUGCUAUAAGCCCAUACAAACAAAUGGCAUUCUACAAAGUGGAGAGAAACCACUGCAUUUCCUCUUCCUCACCAGUCAAAACAAACUUAAAGAGGCUGAAUAUGAGGGAUCAUGUAAAAGGAAGGCUAGAUUUUGAUGGUUCCGAUGUUGCAGAGAAUAUGGAUAAACCAAUUACUAAUGAAAUUUCAACAUCUGAGUCUGAAAAGGAAGCUGAUUUUUUUGACAUGGAUUUGCCUAAUUUAGAUGCCUUUGGACCCAAUUUUUCCUUCUCUGAGCUGCUAGUUGAUCUUGAUCUUGACUGUGAAGGAAUUGGCUAUCCUUUCCAGCCAAAUUUAGAUGCUUGUGCUUCUUUGGAUAAUAUUUCAGGGUCAUCUCAUGAAUCUGGGGAUGCUAUUCUGGGGGCUGAUCAGGUUGUGUCAGAAUAUUCAUCCACAUUGACAGAAAUGUUUUCAGGAAAAGACAUGAAUGUUGAAGGUGAUUUAUGUCAUCUUGCAGGCUCUGAUAACCUUACUGCAGUAAAGUCCGUAACAAAAUGCAUAAGAAUAAUAAGUCCUGUAAAAGGUUACAGAAGUUCUUUGGAUUAGAAAAUUUUUUCAGCAAGAAACUAAUUUAUUUUGAAGAUUAAGAUGACUCAAGGUUGACACGGUACCAGCACAGUACUUAGAAGAAAGAUGAUUGACUGUGAUCUAAGUAUUCAAAUACUUAUUUCUCCAUUACGUGUUACUACCAUUACCAUAUUUUCUUUAGCCUGCCCACAGAAUUUGUGUUGAAAGAUUGGGCAAAGCAAAAUAUCAUUCGGCUUGCCAAUCUAAUUCUUUUAUUUGGCCUAUAUUGAUUUAUGGGGUCAUUGUAAAUUCUGAUGAAGGUUGGUUAGAAGUAGAAAUUUCUUGAACAGAAUGUUUGUUCACUUGUCAGACACUUGGACGUAUCCGUAUAAGUGCUCCAACCAACAGAAUAGUAUGACAUUUUCUUUGUUUUA